AGACGAUCCUAAGCGCCGGGCUGCAGCCUCGUUCGUGUCAGAAAUAUGGCGGCGCCCAGCUCUGAGGCGCUGCAGCCCGGUGAGCGGCGGAGGAAGAAUAGCCGGACGCUUCUCGUGCGGCACCUGCCUUCUGCGUUGUCGGCUUCGGAGAAGGAGGAGUUGCUGAGGCACUUUGGCGCUUCCUCCGUGCGAGUCCUCUCCGACUACGGGAGGCUGAAACACACGGCCUUCGCUACUUUUGCCAAUGAAAAUGCUGCCACUCAGGCGUUAUCAAGACUUCAUCAGCUGAGCCUACUGGGCCACACUUUGGUAGUUGAAUAUGCAAAGGACCAAGACAGCAUUCAUGUCGUUAGCCAGUCUUCUGUCUCUGAAAAAGACAAAAGUCUUGAAGAACCAGUCAAGGAAGAGAAAGGGAGGAAAGAGCUAGGUUGCCUCCAGAUUGAAAAUGGAAUUGCUCCUAGCCAUGGAUUAACUUUUCCUUUAAGCUCUUGUCUCAAGUACCUGUACCCCCCACCUUCAAAUACAAUCCUAGCCAACAUAGCAAACGCCUUAGCAAGUGUGCCUAAGUUUUAUGUGCAGGUUUUACAUCUUAUGAACAAAAUGAACCUUCCCCCUCCCUUUGGACCAGUUACUGCACGCCCUCCAUUGUAUGAAGAGUAUAUUCCUGCACCCUUGCCACCUCCCCCAAUUCCACCUUUGCCUCCUGAACACCCUCCUUUGCCUGAAGAAGACAGUCAGGAUUCAAGCAGAGAUGAGUCAGAAUAUGAAAGUGAUGAUGAAGAAGAUAAGGAGAGAUACGCAAAACUGAUGGAACUAGCAACCCUUCAACCCAAGCGACAGAUACCUUCAAAGCAGCAUCGUGUAAGAAAAAAGAGAAGGCUAAAAGAUUUAUUAAAUGCUGCCCUACCUGUUUCUCACAGUAACUUGCAUCCAGCACUGUCACCUUCGGAUGUGUUUGAGCAGUCGCAGCCGCUUGGUCUAAAAAAAAUUGAAUUUCACAUUUCUGCAGAGGUGCCAGCUACAGUUCAACAAAGUCUGGAGAAAGAGCAAUUUAAUGCAGCUGAUGAAAUAUCAAAUGCAGGAUUUGGAAAAAUCUUCCCUGCUCCUUGUUCCAAUCCUAAAGAGGAGGUGGAAGAAGAAGACGAUGAAAUACCUUCAGAAUUCAUUUCCAAAAGAGAGCUAGAAAAAGGCAGAGUUUCUAAAAGAGAAAUGGGAACACUUUCUGUCUUCAAAAAUUAUGAGCCAGGAGAUCCCAACUGUAGAAUUUAUGUGAAGAAUCUGUCUAAGCAAGUUCAGGAAAAGGAUUUGAAGUUUAUUUUUGGAAGAUAUGUUGACUUUUCAUCUGAAACUGAACGUAUCAUGUUUGAUAUACGCUUAAUGAAAGAAGGCCGGAUGAAAGGACAAGCGUUUAUUGGGCUUCCUAAUGAAAAAGCAGCUGCAAAAGCUUUGAAAGAAGUGAAUGGAUAUGCUUUGUUUGACAAACCCAUGGUGGUUCAAUUUGCUCGUUCAGCAAGACCAAAGCAGGAUUCAAAAGAUGAUAAAAAGAAAAGAUAGGAGAAGAAAAAACCCUGAAGAAGCAUUCCUGCGUAAAUACUGCAGUAGUACUGUGUCAUGCAAAGUGUAUCCUUUCUUGUUGUAUCCUUUUACGUAAUUUUUUUUCUACAAAAUAAUUACUCUUCUAGUAUUGGCUUCAACAGUAAACAUCUCUAAUACUAGAACUUCACAAGCUCAAAUGUCCUAGGGACAAUUUAAUGAUUCCCAUCUAUUUAACAGGGUGUCCACAUAUAUUUAGCCUUAAAAUGUAAUAUUUUAAUCUUUUAUAUUAAGCAACACAGAUUUGGUAACCAGAUCAUCAGCCAGUAUAAAUUGCUCUGCUUACGUCGGUAGAGUUUUAAAAAAAUUUAUACUAACUGUGGUUCUGGCCCUGAAUUUGUGUUUAAAGUUCUUUAUUGCACAAUUUCACGGUGUUCAAAGGGAGAAAAAUGCAGUCUUGACAUUAAGAUGCUUAUGUGAUACUUUCCUUCUCUGAGUAGGAUUUACAUAUCAGCUGUUUUUUAAAAUGUUUCCUAUAGAAGAAAGGGACCAGGUACUGAAGCAGUAUUUGCUUAACAGACUAGCUAGAAAGUAAUAUUUUGGUUCUGUCUUUCCUCAUUGCCCAUCAGAGGACAAAAUUACUACUGUAUGCAAGUGAAAUCUUGCAAGUCCAAAAACACUUCUUCACUGAUUCUCAUUAUCUGAACCUUUCAGCUGCCCACUGGAGAGGUGUGUGUGUGUGUGUGUGUGUUUUAAUGCACCUUUAAAUCAUUCCAGGUUCGUUUUGAAUUCCAUGUCUUUCAAGUUCAUUCGAGCUCUAGGAGAAGACACCUGGUCAGCUGGAUUAUUGAACAGUGCGUAAUAUUUCAAAUGCAUUUAAAAACCCAGUACAGUUCUUCAGUCUUAGCUAUAUAUGUUCUUUUAAACAGUGACCUUCCAACAAGUCACACCGCAGAUGUGAAAAAGUGUAAUUUCAUUAAACAUGUAAUAAAUUAUUCAUUCUUG
This is a messenger RNA of Eublepharis macularius, 2538 nucleotides long. RefSeq names its product RNA binding region (RNP1, RRM) containing 3 (gene RNPC3). Gene Ontology annotation, molecular function: protein binding; pre-mRNA intronic binding; U12 snRNA binding. Gene Ontology annotation, biological process: mRNA splicing, via spliceosome. Lineage: Eukaryota; Metazoa; Chordata; Lepidosauria; Squamata; Eublepharidae. The record is from RefSeq and is a predicted model, not a curated record. Bases 46 to 1554 code for a protein of 502 amino acids. The transcript is spliced from 15 exons. Gene Ontology annotation, cellular component: U12-type spliceosomal complex.